Purpureocillium lilacinum is the source of this 1047-nucleotide messenger RNA. RefSeq lists its product as uncharacterized. Gene Ontology annotation, cellular component: nucleoplasm; kinetochore; bub1-bub3 complex. Gene Ontology annotation, molecular function: ubiquitin binding. NCBI's taxonomy places the organism in Eukaryota, Fungi, Ascomycota, Sordariomycetes, Hypocreales, Ophiocordycipitaceae. Gene Ontology annotation, biological process: mitotic spindle assembly checkpoint signaling. The record is from RefSeq and is a predicted model, not a curated record.
AUGGCUCCCGCGACUCAGUACGAGCUCUCUCCGCCCCCGGGCGACGCAGUGUCCGCGGUCGCAUUUGCGCCCGUUUCUCCGACCAAGCUCCUUGUCGCGAGCUGGGACAAGAAGGUCUACAGCUACGAUGUGUCCGGCGGCGCGGACGAAAAUAGUCUAAGCAAUACCUACGAAUUUCGAGCGCCGGUGCUGGACGUGUGUUUUGGCGCCGACGACAAUGAGGCAUUCACUGGCACCGUGGAUUGGGGUGUCAACAGGCUGGACCUGGCGACCGGAGAGAUAACGCUCUUGAGCAAGCAUCAAGCCCCUGUACGAUGUGUCGUCUACAGCAGAGAUCAUUCCAUCCUUGUGUCUGCGUCAUGGGACUGCAGCCUGCAUAUUCACAACCUGAGCGACCCUUCCAGCGAGCCCGUGAGAGUCCCCCUGCCUGGGAAGCCGCAUUCCGUCGCUGCCAGCCCGUCCAAGGUCGUCGUCGCCAUGACCGGCCGAAUCAUGAAUAUCUACGACCUGAACGCCAUGGCGGACCUCUUCACCUCCGGAUCGACGGAUCUGAAGCCUUGGCAACAGCGAGAGUCAUCCUUACGUUUCCUGACUAGGGCGGUGGCGUGUAUGCCAAACGACGCCGGUUAUGCUACGAGCAGCAUCGAGGGUCGAGUCGCCGUGGAGUGGUUCGAGGACACGGACGAGUCACAGGCGCGGAAAUUUGCGUUCAAGUGUCACAGGCAACCCGCCGCCGACGGCGAUGGCGACAUCGUCUACCCCGUCAAUGCGUUGGCAUUCCACCCUGUCCACGGCACCUUUGCCUCCGGAGGCGGAGACGGCACCGUGGCGCUCUGGGACGCCGUGGCGAAGCGCAGGCUGAAGCAGUACCAAAAGUUUCCCAACAGCGUUGCGGCGCUUGGAUUCUCGAGCGACGGCAAGUACCUGGCGAUUGGUGUGUGCCCAGGCUUCGAGACGGGGCAAGACGACUACAGCGGAGAGGGCCAGACUGCGAUUCUGAUACGGGAGCUCGGAGAGAACGAGGCUAAGGGCAAGGGAUCCAAAUAA